Molecule: messenger RNA, 969 nt
Organism: Humulus lupulus (European hop)
Lineage: Eukaryota; Viridiplantae; Streptophyta; Magnoliopsida; Rosales; Cannabaceae
Exons: 1
Coding region: 1-969 (322 amino acids)
Source: RefSeq, a predicted model, not a curated record
AUGGGAGGAGUUAGCACAAUGUUUCUCUCCAAGUUCUUUCCUCCUGCAAAAGCUGCCAAGUUGAGGGGAGAAAUCAACAACUUUUAUCAGAAUGAAGGAGAGUCAUUGUACGAUGCAUGGGAACGAUUCAAAGACUUGCUCAGGAAAUGCUGUCAUCACGGUAUUGAGAAGUGGAUGUUAGUUCACAACUUUUAUAUCGGGUUGUGCGGUACUACUCGCACUAUAAUAUAUGCAGCAGCAGGUGGAGCUUUCAUGAGUAAAGGGGCUGAUGAGGCAUAUGAAUUGUUAGAGGAGAUGGCUAUGAACAAUUAUCAGUGGCCUGCCGAACGAGACACCUCACAGAGAAAAGUAGCUGGGGUAUACGAAUUUGAUGUUAUUACUGCUUUAACUGCUCAAGUUGCUUCAUUGACAAAGCAGUUGCAACAAAACAAGAUCUUAGCUCAAGCCCAGUCUAUACAGAUGAAAGCAGGGUGUGAAUUAUGUGGAGGGCCCCAUUUGUAUGAACAGUGUACAGUGUAUGGUAAUAUGCCAGUUGAUCAGGCUCAGGUACAAGCAGUUGGUAAUUUUCAAAGGCCAUAUCAAAACCCGGUCUCCAACUCUUACAAUCCUGGGUGGAGAAAUCACCCAAAUUUCUCAUGGAGAAACAAUCAGGAUCAACAAUCACAGUUUCAAGGCCAAUACCAGCAGAAUAUGUCACAACAGCCUAUGAAUCAAGCCUCGUCGUCACACCAGCUCAGAUCACAGAUUCAACCAAAAAAGCCCAAUGAAUUGCAAGUAGCUUUGUUGACUCUUACUAAUACCCAAACUCAAUUCAUGACUGAGACUCGAUCUUCUAUUCGAAACCUUGAGACACAAGUGGGGCAGUUGGCUAAUAUGCUUAAUAACAGACAGCAGGGGAAUUUUCCUAGUAACACUGAAAUCAAUCCAAAGGAGCAAGUUCAGGCAAUUACUCUGAGGAGUGGGAAGUAG